UUUGAUGAGUAGGUGUUGUUAGUUUUAUUGGGGACUUCUUUCAUCCCUUCGCCGGAGUAACAGCUAAGGAACCUGAUACUUGCAGGAAAGGUAAGGCAGAGAGACAUUUACAGAGAUCAAGAAGGACACCAGUGAGACGCGGAGAGGGAGGUGCCCCGCUCCAGUUGUAGCAACCGAGAGCAGAGUUGCUCGGGCACCGAGACUGGGGGAAUCCGACAGAUGGAGUCUUCAAAAUGAGUGAAGACAAAGAAUCACUGCCAGGGUCAGUAGCAACAUUUGAAUAUCAAACGAUCUCCUUGACUGAAAAAAAAACUCCUUAUUUUAAAGAGGUGCUUCCGCCACAGCCAGCUAGGUGGUCAAAAACCAAACCAGAGUCCAUCAAACAACAGCCCCAUAUCAUUAACCAAAUCGCUGUGACCUGUCAGAUCAAGACCACCAGAAAACAAAAGGCUGAGGAACAGAAGAAGCGACGACUCAAGCAUGAACGUUAUAUGCAACUGUUCCAUAAAACAACUUAUGCCAUCCUUCUAAGUGUUUCAAAACCUCAAGAUAAACCAAGAACUGUUCACCCGGAGAAAGAACCUUUGAAGUGGCAGAGGUUGAUGCAUCUUAUAAAAAGUUUAAAUUCUACUGUUCUGCUUGAGAGGAAAGAUGCUGUCGAGACUCUGCAGUGUCUUCGAUGUAAAAAUCAGGAGGUUGUUUCUGCUCUUUAUACCACAUUACUGACGGAUGAAAACUCUACGGUGAGAAAUGAAGCUGCUAAAGCUCUGGUGAUCUUGGGUUACUGGAAGAAGGAGGUCGUACAGAAGUUAAUUCAACUUAUAAAGGAGUCUACAGGAGAGCCUCUGCAGGGCAUAUUGAUAAACUUGAGGAACUCGCUGUGGGAUUGGGCUACUCAACCCAUAAACCAGAGGCCCAAGAUCGAAGCUAAGGACAAGUUGGCUUCCGUGUUAAGAUCAUUCAUAUCAAAUCUGCGCUCCAAAGAUAUGGUUCCUGUGAAUGCUACAACCUGCCUGUGUUACCUCAACAGCAAUGAUGAAGAAGCUAUUGACUAUAUAAUGAGCUUCCUUUAUGAUGGCACCACCUACCAGAAGGAACAGGCUCUGGAAGUAGUGGUCAGAUUCCUCAAGAUACAUAAACAGUGUCAAAUCCAAGGUCUCGUGGAGCAGCUCCAAACCUCCCCUGUCUACAAGCACCGGUUGAAGGCAUUGGAUUUAUUAGCCUUUAUUGGAUCGUUGCAAGUCACACAGGCUGGCCUGCACCAGACUGUGCUCGAGGCACUGAAGCGGAAACUGUGGGAUGAUCCAGUUCUGGUUGUGCGUCGACGGGCUGCUCUGGUUGUAAACAUGCUGGGUAUGAAGUUGACAGUCUGGAAGGACAUGGAACAACAACUAAAAGACGAUGAUGCAGAGGUCAGAGGCAGUGCAGUCAUCUCACUGAGUGUACUGGGAUUACCUAACACCAGAGUGCUCCAGUUGCUGUUAGAGAUGGUGGAAGUAGACUUAAGUCAGUAUGUGCGAUUCCAGAUAAUACGGACCUUUGCUCAAUUGCGUCUGAAUGAUCCACAGGUAAAGCGCAGCCUGCUGAAUCGGCAGUUAGGAGAUGGACCCUUGGCCAGAGAGGCUCAAAAAGCAAUAAGAAGCCUUGAAAAUACACAGUAUCGGAAAGCGAAUCUUCCAUUUCCUGAUGCCAAAUAGGAGAAACACAACAGCACCUCAAGACACCAUGUUGGAACCCAAGACAUUAUAGUUACAGUGUGAGACACUGUACUGGAACCCAAGGCAAUAGUGCUUCACAACAUUAUACUUGUUACGAGUGACGAUAUACUGGCAUACUGCAAUAUUUCAUUGACUUUACAAGGCACUAUAUAGGAAUCCUGAAAUGACACACAGUAAUCCAAGACAUACAUUGACAACUCACAAAAAUACACUGGUGCUCUCAGGUGCUAUAUUGUGUAAAAUCAAUUUUGCAUGUGAUUUGGCUUGGUUGGUUCAGCCUCAGAACAAAACAAACUUGAAAUUUACAACUUUGAUAUUGAAAUCAUAUAGGUCCUCCUUCUAGCUGUGGUAACAUCCUGAAUAACAUGUGUCCAGAAGACCAUAAGACGUAGGAGCAGAAAUAGGCCAUGCAACCCAAUUGGUGUGCCCCACAAUACAAAGAGAUCAUGGCUGAUCUGUUAAUCUUUACUUUCUUGCCUUUGCCCUAUCACCCUUGAUUUUUCGAGAUAACAAGGUGUAGAGCUGGAUGAACACAGCAGGCCAAGCA
Messenger RNA from Stegostoma tigrinum, 2265 nucleotides. Its product is annotated as protein HEATR9-like. The record is from RefSeq and is a predicted model, not a curated record. NCBI's taxonomy places the organism in Eukaryota, Metazoa, Chordata, Chondrichthyes, Orectolobiformes, Stegostomatidae. The transcript has 16 exons. The coding region runs from base 234 to 1697 and encodes 487 amino acids.